UAGCGUAACGAAAAAACGUAAGACGGUUUAAAUAACGUAAGGGACGAAAUGAAAGCACAAAAAAGGACGAAUAAGAAGAAGAACCGAACACAUGUUCGCGCAAAAUCGAUGAAUAAAAGUGCAAAGCGAAGACCAAAAACUGAAAAGUGCAGCUUUAGCGGCGAAAAGUUAACAUAAAUUGCAGAAGAAACCAAUUGGCGAGCAGUCGAGGAGAAUUCCGUCGCCUGCUGGUAAACCAGGAAAGACAGAUCGCGCCAGAAAAAGCCACGGAAGAUGGGAAUCACUGGCGAAUCAGCAGCGGCCACAACAGCCGGAAUGGGAGCGGCAAAUGGUGCGGCUGGGUCGGCGGUGGAGGGAAAACCAAUACUGUCGCUGGAGGCUUUUCAGGACAUUUUUAAACACGUCGAACCGGAUGUGCAAAUUGAUGCCUUUGAGCUGGCUCAGGGCUCCGGCCGGGGUGACAACUAUACAGCCGCCCUGUACCGCAUAAAUCUGAGCGGAAAGCGGCAGAAUCUGGACGGGAGUCAUCAUAAGUGGGAGCAGAAGGUUAUCUGCAAGGUUAUGCCCGAAAGCGUUGUUCAGAGGGAAGCCUACAAGAGUGACAAGCUAUUCCGAAACGAGGUGGAGUUCUAUACCACCAUCCUGCCAGAGUUGUUGAAGUUCCAGGCUAGUAAAGCUGGACCUGAAGAGCCACUGUUCAAUGCAAUACCAAAAUGUUUCACAGCCAGACAUGACCUUUUGAUAAUGGAGGACCUUCGGGAACGUGGCUUUCAGAUGACCGACCGGCACAAAGGGCUCAGCACGGAGGAGACGCAGUCCGUCCUAUUGCAGGUGGCACAGCUUCACGCCCUCAGCCUGGCCUACAAGUUCGAACACCCGCUGGAGUUUCGAAAGCUAUGCAGCCUCAUUAGCGAAGGCAUCUUCUGCACGGCGAACACCAGCUGGUACAGAAACUACUAUGAACACCUUACGAAGAAUGCCAUUCAAAUGGUGUCGGAUGUUCUGCCCGCCGAUUCCAAAUAUGUCGCGGCCAUUAGAAACUUCGCCGAGAGUUCCUCCUUCUUUGGACGAAUGGUUCAGAUGGCCAGUGCCGAGUCACCACUCUCAGCCAUUUGCCACGGGGAUUGUUGGGUGAAUAACUUUCUCUACCACUAUAAUCCGGAGGACUCGCAGCAGGUUCUCGAAGUGGCUCUCAUCGACUUUCAACUGAUACGCUACAGCUCGAUUGCCCUGGACAUAGCGAAUCUGCUGUAUUGUUGUACCACAAAGGAGAUGAGGGAUGCCAAUCUCCAGACGCUACUGAAGACGUAUACAGAGGAGCUAUUUCGGUGGCUUGAAAUCAUGUGCACGACUCUGCCCGAGCAUUGUGACACAUUAGAGAAGCUUCAAGAUCUGUUUGCCGACGAACUUAAAUCCUAUGGGCGAUUUGCGCUUGGAUUGGCCUUGGAUAUUAUUCCCAUUAGCACUGGCUCCUCGGAGGAUGCUCCCGACAUGUACUUGCAAGGCAAAAAAGAUUACGAAGAGGAUGUGGGAGCACCCACUCUCAAUUUUCCCCCAAAUGACUUGUGCCGCCAAAAAAUGUCAGAAAUUGUCAUCGACAUGGUGGAUCGGGGCAUGCUUUAGGCCAGGAAUGAAUCAUAAUAGAUCUAACACCAAUUACCAAUAAUCUACCAGCUCAGAAGCACAUAACAUAACACAUAGUUAUAUGCAAGUUAGUGAAUAUUACCAGUAGCUUAGCAAGACUUUGUAAGAUUAGGUGCCAACGUUACUAAUACGAUUAUUUUCAUGCAGACAGUUUCCAAGAUGGACAGGGUAGAAAGAGGAUACCAUUAUACCUAGACUA
Drosophila bipectinata is the source of this 1843-nucleotide messenger RNA. RefSeq lists its product as uncharacterized. NCBI's taxonomy places the organism in Eukaryota, Metazoa, Arthropoda, Insecta, Diptera, Drosophilidae. The record is from RefSeq and is a predicted model, not a curated record.